GAGUUCGCCUGGCUUAUCGCUACUCUCUCCAUAUCCGGUGUCGAUAGCAAGCUCCGUUUGCUUUUUUAUCUCCACCAGUCGCCUUGCUACGUACCACCUACACAAACAGAUAUUUCUUCAACCAAGGCAUCAAACGAGGUUAUAAAAAGACCAACAGGGCCGAAUCCAGUCUCUCCGUCAGACAUUGCCUCUCUUCCUGAUGGAUCAAUUUCACCGGGGGGCCAAGAGUUGGGCAAUCCAGAUGCCUUUGAGGCUCAGGAGACUAAGGAAUCCUUGCUUCGCCCGAGUAUGCCUUAG
Messenger RNA from Protopolystoma xenopodis, 297 nucleotides. The record is from the annotation of a GenBank genome assembly. NCBI's taxonomy places the organism in Eukaryota, Metazoa, Platyhelminthes, Monogenea, Polystomatidea, Polystomatidae.